UUUUAAAACCACUGCUUUUUGAAAUACACAAGAGCCUCACAAACUGUAUCUGUCAAGCAUAACGGCAAGCAAAUUCAGCAGAAAAAUGGCGAGCUCGUGUGAGUUGCUUUUCGGCUGUCAAACGAGUGUAAACGUUUUCAUUGUCGUUCCAUAAAAAACGGCGUUUUAUUGCACGUUUAUUACUAAAUAACAUUUUAUUUGAAGUGAAAACUACAUAAAUUAGAGAAAUAUGUCUAUUGGUGUACCAAUAAAAGUUUUACACGAGGCUGAAGGUCACAUUAUCACGUGUGAGACAAUAACCGGCGAAGUAUACCGGGGCAAACUCAUCGAGGCUGAAGACAACAUGAAUUGCCAAAUGACACAAAUCACAGUCACAUAUCGUGAUGGACGAACGGCAAACUUAGAAAAUGUCUACAUACGCGGCUCAAAAAUUCGUUUCCUCAUACUGCCGGACAUGUUGAAGAAUGCACCAAUGUUUAAAAAGCAAACUGGUAAAGGCCUGGGUGGUACGGCCGGUCGAGGGAAAGCGGCGAUAUUACGCGCGCAAGCACGAGGAAGAGGUCGUGGCGGCCCCGGUGGUGGUGGUAGAGGUGGUCCACCUACAGGCGCUCCUGGCGGUGGCCGUGGUGCAUGGCAAGGUGGUCCAACGGGUGGACGAGGUCGUGGUGGUCUUUAAGCAAAUAGUAUUUUAAGUCUCUUAUAAAGUAAGUUGGAUUACAAUGAAGUCAAUGAUAAAACUGAAUAUGUUCGCAUACACGAAUGGAUACAAUAAAACACAUUCAAAGCAGAUGAAA
This is a messenger RNA of Bactrocera tryoni, 794 nucleotides long. RefSeq names its product small nuclear ribonucleoprotein Sm D3. The record is from RefSeq and is a predicted model, not a curated record. The coding region runs from base 230 to 676 and encodes 148 amino acids. Gene Ontology annotation, cellular component: catalytic step 2 spliceosome; U2 snRNP; U4 snRNP. Gene Ontology annotation, biological process: spliceosomal snRNP assembly; RNA processing. The transcript has 2 exons. Gene Ontology annotation, molecular function: RNA binding. Lineage: Eukaryota; Metazoa; Arthropoda; Insecta; Diptera; Tephritidae.